AUGGCUGCCGGCGUUGAGAGUGAUCGGUAUUCUCCUACCAAGGAGGAGGAGGGCAUUGCUACCAACAGCGAUGGCCCCGUCAACGACACUUCUGUUCCCUAUGUCUCUGAGGAGACGGAGAACCGUAUCUUGAAGAAGCUUGAUCGACGCAUCAUUCCCAUGGUUUGCUGGAUCUAUCUCAUGAACUUUAUGGAUCGAGUCGGUAUCGGCAAUGCUCGUCUCUACGGUAUGGAAGACGAGCUCAACUUGGGGAACAACCAGUACCAACUUGCCGUGUCGAUUCUCUUCGUCACCUAUUGUUUGUUCGAAACUCCCUCCAACCUGAUCAUCAAGAAGAUGCAGCCCGCCCGAUACAUCGCCGGUCUCUGUUUCUUCUGGGGUAUCGUCGCUUGCUUCACUGGAUUCGUCACCAACCUUGGCUCUUUGAUCGCCUGCCGUCUUCUCCUCGGUACCUUUGAGGCUGGACUCUUCCCUGGUAUCAUGCUUUACCUCACCACUUUCUACCACAAGAAGCACAUCUCGCUCCGCAAUGCCUAUUUCUACUCCAUCUCUGCCAUUUCUGGUGCCGUUGGUGGUCUAGUCGCCCUUGGUAUCGGAGAGUUGGACAACUGGGACUGUGACAAAUGUGGUGCUGGUGGCUGGAGAGCUUGGCGAUGGAUUAUCACCAUCAACGGAAUCCCCACCGUCCUGACUGCUUUCGCUGUGCCUUUUGUUCUCCCCAACACCCCCAGUACAGCCAAGUGUCUCACCCCCGAGGACCGUCAGGCUCUUCUCGAUCUCCGAAGCGCCGAGAUUGGUCAGACGACAUCCGGUCAAGAGAUGCACAAGGAGGAUGUCAUUGCUGCUAUCAAGGACUGGAAGAUCUGGGCCCUUUCCAUUGCCCAGUACUGCAGUCACUCAGUCCUCUACAGUUUCAGUGUCUUCUUGCCCACUAUCAUUAGGGAGAUGGGCGACUGGUCCCCCAAGCAAAUUCAGGGUCUCACCGUCCCUGUCUAUGUCGUUGGCUUUGCUACCUACCUGAUCUGCGCGAGAAUCAGCGAUCGCACCCAACAACGAGGACUCUUCUGCAUUGGUGGUGGACUUGUCAUGAUGCUCGGCUACAUCCUCCUCAUUGCCAACUACAACCAAGCCAUGAGUUUCGCUGGCUGCUUCAUCGUCGCCAUUGGACUCUGGACUGGCUCGGGUUCAGGUAUGGCCUGGAUCACCGUCAACCAGCCCCGAUACGGCAAGCGUGCUUUCGCCAGUGGUAUCUUCAUCACCAUCGGAAACUCCGCCGGUGUCGCCGCCCCCUUCCUCUUCAGCAAGCAGGACGAGCCUCAUUACCGACCUGGAUACGCUGCCACCAUCGGUAUGCUGUUCCUUGCCGUCUGCAUUCACACCACUGUCUACCUUCACUUCCGACGUCUCAACAAGAGAAAGUUGUCUGGCCAGGAGGACUGGAGAAUGGAAGGCAAGACCGAGGAGGAGAUUGCCGAGAUGGGAGAGUACAACCCCCGCUACUUGUACACCCUGUAA
This is a messenger RNA of Fusarium pseudograminearum CS3096, 1515 nucleotides long. RefSeq lists its product as uncharacterized. Lineage: Eukaryota; Fungi; Ascomycota; Sordariomycetes; Hypocreales; Nectriaceae. The record is from RefSeq and is a predicted model, not a curated record. The transcript is spliced from 4 exons. The coding region runs from base 1 to 1515 and encodes 504 amino acids. Gene Ontology annotation, molecular function: transmembrane transporter activity. Gene Ontology annotation, biological process: transmembrane transport. Gene Ontology annotation, cellular component: membrane.